Messenger RNA from Paramecium sonneborni, 381 nucleotides. The record is from the annotation of a GenBank genome assembly. Lineage: Eukaryota; Ciliophora; Oligohymenophorea; Peniculida; Parameciidae.
UUUAUAUUUAUAAUGUAGAUGAUCUUUUAUACAGCAACAACAUCUAAGAAAUAAAAAAAGCAUUAGUAUGUGUACUUGAAUGAGACAAUCAUGUUGAUUCUAUUUAUUUUUUUUUGGUAAAUAGGUAUCAAAUAUACGAAGUAAGUUUUAUUUUUGUUUGUAUUUUGAUAUUUAUUAUAUUAGCCUGUUUAUAUUGAUGAGGAUAUCGAUUUAUUAAAUAGAACAAUAUAAAUUAGAAUAAAAAUUAGGAGAAGUAAUAAAUAAUUAUGAUUGUUUCAACAAAGGAGAUAGAGUAGUACAAAUAGUUCCUUUAGUAUGGGAACCAAACGAUAGAAGUAAGCAACAGAUUAAGAGAUAAUUAAUGAUUAUAUUAUAUAUGCG